UCUAUGGGCUAAACUUCAAUAGGCAUUAAGGGCUUUUGCAGGGUUUUAGAUCCUAUAGGGUUUCUUUACCUUCUUUGCACUACGGUUUUUCUUAUCAUUUUUCAGGAACGAAAAUGAAUUUAACGUAAUCGAAAUAUUUGUAACCUAUGACUAUGACGUUCGACUAAUUUGUACACAAAUAGUGGAAAGUAAAAGAAAAAUGCAGUCGAUUGAUGAUGAUUUUGGUGAUUUGUAUGCUGAUGUUGAAGUCCAAGCUAGCUCAGCUGUUGGCGAACCACAGGAGAAUAACCCUGGCAAUGGCUUCAAAAGCACCGAGGUGCAUAAUAAGUUCAUCGCCGGUUCAGUUACGGAAGAUAGUGACAGCGAGGACGAUUUGAACAUUGUGUUGAAUGAUGAUGAUUGCGAUAAGUUUUCGGUCACCGGUGCUAGGAGUCACGGUGGUAGCUACGAGGAGAACGAAAAUGGUGAUUUUGGUGUAGAUGGAACCGGGUCGGAUAAUAUUUCAAGGCGAGUGGAACCGUUUAGUGAUGGGUCGGAGCUGAAAUUUAGAGGGAAUGGUGUAGAAAGAGGGACUGGAGCUAAAAUUGAGGUUAAUUCUCUCUUCAAUUAUGUGAGACCUCAUGGAUCAUCAUUUCCAAGUAAUAUAAGGGUUAAUGGACAUACUGGUGUGUUGUCAUUUUCUUCUAAGUCGAGAAGAGGUGACCGGGAAGACGAUGUUUACAACCAAAACAAGGUUGCUACCAUGAAACCAUUGCUACAUCAAUUUGGACAUGGUUUUUCCCUUCCAUGGUACAGGACAAUAUUGGAUGUCAAUAUUGAUGCAUUUGAGGAGAAACCUUGGAGGCAUGCUUCUGCAGAUAUGUCAGAUUUCUUCAAUUACGGAUUCAAUGAGGAUAGUUGGAAAGAAUACUGUAACUCCCUGGAGAAACUUGGGCAACAAACAUCGAGGCAGGCUAGGAUUCCUUCUCAUUAUUCUUCAAAACUUGACCAGGCUUAUGAAGCUGAGGCUGGUCAUGAGAUAGUAACUCGGGAAGCUAUAACAGAGGAUGUAGCUAAGGUUGAUUCGUCAUUGAAAUGUGCUGAUAGAGGAGAGAUGCUCUUGGAACUGCCAAAAGGAAGAGCAAUUAAGGUUGAAGACAGCAUCAAUGAACGCCAACCAUCCAUGGAUAUAAGGCGUCCACGUUUUCAAGAUUCUGAUGUUAUUAUAGAGAUAACUGUGCAGGAUUCCACUGUGGAUUCAUCUGACUCUGCAAAGGAGGAAUUAGGUCAUGGUAGCAAGUCUAAAGUGUCAGAGUCUGGGAAGCUGGAUGCAAAGGAUGAUAGAAAUGUUUGCUUUUCCAUUAGUGCUAGCAGUGAGGAAUUGAAUGAAGAGCAUUAUGCAAGGGCUAGAAAUGUGUCCACAUCUUCUUUGGAGAGGUCUUUGCAGCCGGCAUCUAAUCAAACUUCACUAGAGACCAGUGAUCAUGGCAAGGCCUAUGUCUCUGAUAUGAAUGGGGGUUGCCAUCAAAAUAUGGAAGUUCACAUUUCAGAAGGAACUGCUGAAGCAGUGGUAACCAAAAAUAAGGAAAAUGAAGCAGCCUGCAGAAAUACUCACCAUUCACAUACUUACGUUACUGAGACAGAACCAUCACUUGACAAUCGAAGUCAUUUUAGCCCUACACUUUCCUUUUCUGGAAGCGAUCCUGAAGAUAGUGUCGAUGCUGCUUCCAUUGAAAUCCAAAGUCCAUUAAGAAGGAAAGAACCAGGUUACGGCACUGGAUUACAGAAGUCACUUGAUCAUAAGAGUUCCAGAAGUGAUGGCCCCAAAAUGAAAUUAAAUGAUGGAGAAGAUGCAGAGGGUGAUUGGAAAAGAUACCGAAGAGAUGGAAAUCUCACUGAGGAAGAAUGGAACUUCCCUUUAUCAAAUGCGAGGGAACUCUGUUAUAAAGAUUACUCAUCUGUUUACUGUGGCAGACGGAAGGAAAGAUUGAAAGAUCAUGUUUAUCAUGAUAAAGAAACUUCCUCAUAUUACAGGGAGAAAGAACCUUGUGUUAACCGCAGUAAAAGGUUUACUGACAGCCAUCUUUGGGCUCUCAGCAGAAAAGCUCAUCUGCGCUAUCACUUUGUUAGAAGAAACUGGAAUGAGAAGGAGUUUUAUCAUGAAAGACGAGCUGGCGUAGCUAAAGAAGAUGACAUGGAAGGGUUUUGGUAUCGUGGACAAAGACUUCCUGCUCAGAAGAUUUUGGUUCCUCACACUUGCGGAGAAUCUGGGAGUUUAGCCUCAAGGUAUUCCUCUGCUUCAACAGAAAGAGAUAUUCAAUGGAGAAGGGGAAGUGAAAGACUCCAACUUAGGAAGAAAACUGAUCAUGGUGAUCAUCCCUUAGAUUAUAAGCAUGAAGAUGAGUGGUUAAAACAAAAGUAUGACUCAUCUAUUUCAUUCACAUGCUGUGAAAGGGGUUUGGUUAAAUCAUAUGAGAGAUGCAUACCACCCAUCAGGAGAGAAGUCAAAGUUUCUGGCAGAGAAGGUAGAUUUGUUGAUGCUGCCCUUUUCCAUUUGAAUAGAUCAGGGACCGUUGAAAGUGAAGAUGAGCGUCAGAGACAUGCAUAUAGCAGAUCUCUGGCAUUGGCAAUUGACAUAGAACUGUCAGCACGUAAUGGAAGAAGAUGGUUUAAUACUGUAUUACCCAGAAAUGAGGCAUCUGACUCUCUAAUUGAAAGAUGUCAUAAACAUCAGAGAAUAGUAUGUAAUGAGGAAGACCGAGACAGUACUUGGUUUAGUUCCUACAAUUAUACUGAUGAAAAUAAUUUGCAAAAGGAUAAUGAAGUUCAGUCACAGGGAAGAGGUCGUAGUAAGCGAUCUAGAGUACUACACUGGAGAGAGGAUAAAUUACUUGUAAAUGAUAGAUUGUUUGCUCAAGGGGUGUCUUUUUCUUGUGAAAAAACUUCUAAGCAUGAUUCAAUUCAUGCUACGCGUGGGUCACACCAGGAUGAGGUGUUUAAUGAUGAUUCAAUGUUAGAGCAUCAUGGAUAUGAAAUGAUAAGUGAAGGAAGUAAUGCCAACUGUGUUAAAAGAAAAUCUUUUAUUAGGUAUAGAGGUGAGAAUGAGCAGGAGGUCCUGAAGGACAGGGACCCUGUUGACUUGAUUGUUGGGGAAAGAAAGUCUUCUGGAAGACACUCAGAUAGUAGAAGCUUAGUGAGCAAAGCAAGGGUCGUAAAGAUGGGCUCAGAAUAUCUUACGGAGCGGAAAGCUGAUAUGGAAUUUCAUGACUCUUAUGGAAGCAAAGCAGCUAAUAAAGACAACUGUAAUACGAAUGGCCGAAGAAAUAACAAUGAGAAACAGUUUGGUAAGUUCUCAGUUACAGAGUGUAACAAAGAUUCGGAUAUCGAGGAGGGUCAGAUCAUACACGAAGAGCAAAGUGUUGAAGAUAUUAACCCGGAAAAGGAAAAUGCUUCUGAGACUAUGAUGCAAAGGGGGAAGGCGAAGAUGAGAACAUUGCUCAUGGAUAGUGCUUCUGAUAAGAAUGGAGCUGUAGGUGAAUAUGAGAACAAACGGAUACUGGAGACACUAGCAAAGAUGGAGAAAAGAAGGGAACGGUUUAGGGAUCCAAUCACAAUAAAACGGGAACAGGACAAGAUCUCUGCUCCCCAAGUUGAACUGGUUGUCCAGACUAAUGAAACAAAGCGACAGAGGCCUGCUAGAAAGAGGCAGUGGGGUGUAAGUUAGCUUUUCUAUAGUUUACUUCAUGCCAUCUUACUGAAGAUGAUAUGGUCUCCUCAGGUUUCAGGUGAAGCAGGAUUUUCAUUCUCCGUUCUGAAGGGGCAAGUAACGGCUGCCGUGGUACAUGCCUUUAAACAUCACAAUCAUCAUGUCUCUUCCGUAUAAAAUAAUAUUGACUUCAAAAAUUACAGUGGGUGAAUUUUAUUUUAUUUUUGUUCUUGUUCCAGUUCUUCAUCUUGGCAAACUGCAUAUGAUUUUUUUAUGCUCAUGAUGAAAGUAUUAAUGUUUUCAAGGUUUAAGCUUA
Molecule: messenger RNA, 4001 nt
Organism: Gossypium arboreum
Lineage: Eukaryota; Viridiplantae; Streptophyta; Magnoliopsida; Malvales; Malvaceae
Product: FIP1[III]-like protein
Exons: 11
Coding region: 200-3703 (1167 amino acids)
Biological process (GO): mRNA processing
Source: RefSeq, a predicted model, not a curated record